This is a messenger RNA of Didymosphaeria variabile, 1683 nucleotides long. RefSeq lists its product as uncharacterized. Gene Ontology annotation, molecular function: protein binding. NCBI's taxonomy places the organism in Eukaryota, Fungi, Ascomycota, Dothideomycetes, Pleosporales, Didymosphaeriaceae. The transcript is spliced from 3 exons. The record is from RefSeq and is a predicted model, not a curated record. Bases 1 to 1683 code for a protein of 560 amino acids.
AUGUCUCUGAAGCAGGAAAUCGAGACUUGGGUGGCAGCCCUAGGUGCCUACGACAACAACGAGUUUGACGAGGCCCUGAAGACGUUUGACCAGAUCUCGGAUACCUCCAAGAUCCUGUUUAAUUGCGGUGUCAUUCAUGCGACGCUCGGCGAGCAUGAGAAGGCGGUCGAUUGCUACCAGCGCGCUGUGCGGCUGGACCAGUACCUCGCCGUCGCAUAUUUCCAACAGGGUGUCUCUAAUUUUCUCAUGGGUGAUUUUGAGGAAGCGCUUGCCAAUUUCAACGACACGCUUCUGUAUCUCCGCGGCAACAACAACAUCGACUAUGAGCAAUUGGGCUUGAAGUUCAAGCUCUAUUCUUGCGAGGUCCUCUUCAAUCGCGGUCUUUGCUACAUCUAUCUGCAGCAAAAGGAUGCGGGUGUGCAGGACUUGUCUUUCGCCGCCAAAGAGAAGGUGGUUCCCGACCACGACGUGAUUGACGAGGCCAUCCGAGAGGAGGCAGAAGGCUACACGGUGUUCUCUAUUCCUGUCGGUAUUGUAUACCGCCCGAACGACGCAAAGGUCAAGAACUUGAAGACGAAGGACUACCUUGGAAAAGCCCGUCUCGUUGCUGCUUCCGAUCGGCAAAACGCUUUUACUGGGUUUACUGGCUCGGAGAUCAAGAAGAUGGCCAACUUAGCCAAGGACGACCGGCCCGAAGAGAAGCUUUCUUUCGCUGCCACAAACCUAGUCAAGCCGGAGCUUCAGAGCAGAGCGCGACAGCAGUCUGAGCCGCCCAUGAACCGCAACAUGUUCCCUCCAACGCCACCACCAGAGUCGGACAACCGCCGGUCUGCUGAGAAAAAGGCAGAUUCAAAUGCGCCAAUGUCCCGUGCACAGUCUGUUCGUGGUGGUGGCCCGAAGCCACAGCCUCUGAACCUCGGACGCGCUGCUUUCGACCGUAGGGAUGACCGCAAGGACGACCGCAGAGAUGACCCGCCACAGCGGAGGGGAACCCAACGAUCUGCUUCAGAGCGUCCAGCACCCAGUCGACAAGAGUCCAUGCGCAACCGUGAUAUGGAUCGCCGCGACGACCGUGGUAUGGGUGGCAGGCGUUCGCGUGAAGCGCCUCGUCGCCGAGGGUCAGAAGAGGAGGACGACUAUGCUGAUGAUGUCUACGACAUGUACCAAUCACGUGGAAGCCGUUCGGGUUACGGUCGCGGCUCCAAAGGACAAAGACGUCCCGCUUACAUCGAUGAGGAAGAAGAGGACGAUUACGAUGGAAGCGACGUUGAUGACGCUGACUUCGAGAUGGUUUCACGUUCAAAGACUAGGAGACGAUCACCUACUCGCUCUGCCACAUCCUCCGGUCGUGGUGGCACUGGCGGUAAAAUUAGGGUCAAAGUCCACGCGGGCGACACGCGUUAUGUGUUCGUCACGCCAAAUUCGUCCAUGCGAGACUUCGUUCAGUCCAUCCGCGAGAAGUUUGGCAUUCGGCAAAACUUCAAGGUCGAGAUCAAGGAUGAUGGCGAUAUGAUCACCAUGGCAGACGAGGAUGAUCUGGACAUGGCUAUUGAGAAUGCCAAGAGCAUGGCUCGCAAGGAGGGCUCUGAUACACCAAAGAUGGAGGUAUGGCUCACCAUUUUCCCCUCUCAAAACGCAGAUCUAGCACCUCUCACUACUUCUAUCUCGGUCUCCCAGUACUAG